AUGUCGGCCCUAACGCCUGGUAUUCAGUUGGCAAAAUCAGUCACCUCGGCUGCGGCGCUGGGGUUUGUACCAGUGGCAGUCCACUUCCGCAUUUUCGACCUUCUCGUGGCGAUUGGCAAGCCUGCCACGGGGAGGGAGGUUCUCGCUGAGUACCAGCAAUCUCAGGAUGUCGACUUCAACAACAUUAUCCCCUGUCUCCAGCUAAUAGAUGAUACGCUGUACGCAAUGGCCGGGCUCGGAUUUGUGGAUAUGACGGACGAGCAAGUCUACUACGCCAACGAAAUUACCAAGCAUUUAAUGCAUAAUCCUUCGGCUCAACAUGGCGCACUACACUUCACCACGGAGGCUCUCUUGGCUGGUGCCUUUCUCUUCCGUCGACUAGAGAGCAAUAACUUUCAAUACCCAUUUCAGGAGCUCCAGACCCCAGUCCAGUAUGCAUAUAGUAUGAUGGGAAACAGCAAACUUGCCCAACAGCAUACAUAUGAUAUUAUGGCCGCUGAAGGCCGGAUGGACAGUUUCAAUCGCUUCAUGGUGGGUAAAUUCUUGAAGACAGCCACCACCCCCGAUCGCUUGAAACAAUUCGGAUAUGACCUGGGCCCAAUCAUCCAGGACGCCAAGUCUCGCCAGGUGGUCGCGAUGGUCGACAUUGGAGGCGGUCGUGGAGAAAUGAUGCUGGAAUUCAAAGAGGCUUUCCCCGAGCUGACGGAGAAAGAUUUGGUAGUCCAGGAGUUCAACGAUAAGAUCCGCGACAUUCCUGGGAUUACACUUUCGUCGUGGAAUUACAAAGAUCCGCAUAGCGCUCAGCCUAUCCAGGGAGCAGGGCUUUAUCAUCUCGCGCAUAUUUUGCACAACUUGCCUGACCUUGAUGCCGCGCGCCUGCUGCAAAAAGUGUCGCAAGCCAUGAAUCUCCAGUCGCGGCUGCUCAUCCAUGAAUUUGCUAAGAAUGUGAAUAACGCGAAGAUGCAUGCCAGCAUGAUUGUUCUCUUCGGGGGUCGGGAGAGAAGUGCGACUGAAUGGCGCCAGCUGGCAGCUCUGGCUGGACUUCAGGUGACCUUCGAAGCCUAUCCGGAUGGAGGGGAAGGGCUUGUGGAGAUGAGAAAACUCCCAACCGGUCACCAUGCAUAG
Aspergillus homomorphus CBS 101889 is the source of this 1125-nucleotide messenger RNA. RefSeq names its product putative O-methyltransferase. The coding region runs from base 1 to 1125 and encodes 374 amino acids. Gene Ontology annotation, molecular function: O-methyltransferase activity. Lineage: Eukaryota; Fungi; Ascomycota; Eurotiomycetes; Eurotiales; Aspergillaceae. The record is from RefSeq and is a predicted model, not a curated record. The transcript is spliced from 5 exons.